GGUUGUACAUUGCACGUGAGGGAUUGUACAUUUCACGUUGAGGGUUGUUCAUUUCACGUGAGGGACUGUACAUCGCACGUUGAGGGUUGUUCAUUUCACUUGGAUAUUUCUUACUGGAAAGCGUUUAGCAGAUAAAGCGAUUGUGUGAGGAUACACCUUCGCCUGAACGUCACCGUCUAACGCUCGUCCCCCGUGCAGCAUGGAGCGUCUGUAAGCGGAGCACUUUCCUCUCAACGCCCGACCCACCAUGGGCACCGGUGACACUGUCACUUUGACCCUCAAGGGGGGAGCACCCUGGGGGUUUCGACUCCAGGGUGGGGGACCACACCCCCUUCAAGUUUCUAAGAUCCGGAAGAGGAGUCAAGCGCAUGCGCAGGGCAUGCAAGAAGGAGAUACAGUUGUCAGCAUCAAUGGCAUCCCAUUGAAAGGUCGCAGUCAUGACGAGGCAAUGCGAUACGUCGAUUUGUCAGGGGACGUUCUUGCCAUUGAAGUAUUCAGGGGCAAUAUGCCCAGCGUCCACACCGUGGCAGGGUCCUACGCUCCAGUCAUCAACGGUCACUCGUCGGUUAAGCAAGAUGGCGACCGGGUGACGUCAACUACGUCUGCUUCAUACGAUGACGGCGUGAAGAAAGGGUCGAUGCAAACACAGUCCUUUGUAGAGAAGGGCAAUGGGCGGGAGACUCGCGGAUUUGUCCACUCAGAACACAUGUCUUCCGUAGUCCACGAUGAGUGGGCACCCACUCAGGCCCCCCUCCCAUCUCUGCUGGAUACCAGUCUGUCCAAGCAGCCAUACUCCUCCCAGCCAGUCCAGGUCCAGGUGUCCGCCAUGUUCAGUGGGCCCAAAGACGAUACAAAGAUAGGCAAUGCUUCUCCUAAAGGAUACUCCAGUCAGCAGCCCACCGCCAAUGUGCCAAUGUUCAAUGUUCGUAAAGUAACUUCAUCGUCAACGACAACGAAUACAAGCAUGUCCACACGUCAAGAGUCGUGGCAGCCUGGCGAUUCCUUUGGAGGUCAGGAACAAGUGCAGAUCGGCAAGCCCGAGGACAAGAAGUACCCGACCUUCCCUCUGCCUGAGGUCAAUCAAACAUGGAAGCCAACCAAGGCAGCACCUCCUCCUCCGCCACCCAAGCCGGUGGUGAGGGAGUUGGGCAUCACAAGAGUCCGGGACAUCAAGACGGAGAUGUUGUCGCCGAGGUCGUACGACGACGUUGAGGAUGAGGGAAGCAUAAUAUCGUCACGAGAUGGAAGUAUCUCGUCCUCCAAACACCACCACAGGCUCCCGGUGUUUGCCCCACCCGUCCAGAUCAGCCUUCACGCGGGGGAGAGGGAAGACCUCUCUGGGAGGCCGCAUGACCUUGACCUUGUCCGGACUAUGAGUAUCGAGAGCGAGAUUUCCAGCCCUUCAUCUUCGCUUGGUAACAAGAAGCUCUUUGGGGAUUCGGCCUUCUACGAUGAUCCCGAGAAGAAUUUCCCGACCAUUCAGGAUCAGAUGAAAUUGUGCAAGAUUAUUGCACAUUCCCUUACGUCUGCUGCCAAUAAGAAAGCCCGCGGUGCCAAGAUGUUUGCCAAACGUCAAAAGAGGUCAAUGAAGUGGAUUCAUGACGGUAAACUUGUCACUCUCAAUCCUCUCGACGACAUCCCCGGAUACAACCCCAACUACUACGACGAGGAAGAGGAUCAAAGGCUGCACUUCAAGAUCCCUAGCCUCAAGAACCGGGUGUCGAGUCCUGAGACCGAGACGAAAAUGAGUUUAACCCAAGAGGAGUUUGAGAGACUGAGACUGGACUCGCAGAGAUGCGAACAUCAAGGCGUAUCUCCAAAUCAAUGCUUUGACAUCGCUCAGAGUCUCAAGAACAGUAAGGGAAAAGCUGGAAAGCUGUUUGAAAAGAGGAGACAACGAGCGGAGAAAUAUGUUGUCGACGAAACAAAUGCACAAAAGUCCCCUGUGAAACCAGCUAAGCUGGGAGGGUUGACAAAACCUCUGAAGGGACCACUCUCCCCAUGGGAUGCCGCCCUCGUAAACCCCUGCGGAAGUGUUGAAAAGGCUUUUGAAGACCUCACAGAGUUUGAACGCAAACAGAAAUUAAAUCAAAUGCUGAAGCUUAAGCAGUCUGCACCCCCUGCCCCUUCCCCCGCGCCACGCCCUGCCACACCCCCACUGGUCCUACCCUCUAACCUCAAACAUGCCAGUCUCCGAGCCGACCCGUCACAACUCCUUCAGGGGAAGAACUUCAACAGAAAAGCGAGAGGAUGGACUGGAUUCAACGAACCAUCUGUCAGUUACACCCCACCGAUCUCUGGAUCGUCAUCCCCCGUGCCAUCACACCCAACGCCUCAGCAGCAACAAAUGGCUAGGCCCCCCUUCCGGGACUACAACAACUCACCCAAAGCAUGGCGCACGUCGGGGGAGUUCGAGCCCCAGUAUCCGGGCCACUCCUCGCCCUACGCUAGUGACUCAUCUAACAUUAUGUCCCCAUCGGGCUACCGUAACCCAGGUUUUGGUCAGCCAGCCUCUGACCUGCCUGGAACGGACUUGUGAUAUGUUCAUGUGUGAAUGUUUGGAGGUUCCACGUUUGGUAGUACUUGGCCGGGAUUAUUGAGAAAUGUCUCCUUCACGAUUUCGUUGGAACCGUCGUGGUUCAGUCAACUCUACUCUCAAGUGCAAUGUGACCUCAUACAGUGGGUGGCUCGGAAUGACGACCUCCCUGUAUGAAAACCCCUUGUAUUACACCCAGACCAUCAUUGCUCCCAAUUUGUGUGGAAUACUGUAGCAACUAGUCUCACCAUUUACGUUUAAGUUUUACAGAGUGAGAGAGAAGUGCGUAACUUGUUUGAUGUGCAAAGGAUUAUAUGAUACCAUAUACACGUGUGUUCUUCGCAAGUCAUCUUUCCUAUAAUCAAAAUACGACCUUCACCUAUUCCCGACCUUCAACUUGGGACAGAGUAUUGAGUGCGUUUUAUCUUUAUUGGUUGCCAUAGUAACCACAGCUAUGGCGCUGAGCCGAGUAGCAAAAACCAUCAGUGCGAUGGUGGUAGGCUGGAAUGAUGUCCUCUCGCCACAAGGAUCGUAUUACCAUGCGAGUGCCAGAACUCUCCAAGACGAGAAAAUCGGGAUUUGCUUUUCACUGCCACAGAGUUGUUUUCUAGAUAUUCCUUGAUUUGUGGAGAAGUCUUGUUCUGAGGUAGUGAGUCAGUGAUUUAGUUGACCCAAGGAGAGUCGCUGUGGAACGAACUCACCUCUUGUAAAGUGUGGGCGAGACGGAUUGAUGCCGGGACUAUAUAUGGCCGUAACCUUCCGCCAACAGUCGCGUAGGGAUAUGUUACGCGGCGCUGAUACAGUACGGAACAAAAAUAACAUCCUCAGCAAUCGUUGUUUGAUAGCCAGGGUUUCUGUUGAUUCGAAGCAGUAGGAAAACAAAUUCCUGUGAAAAGAAUGAGAUGAAUUUAUAUUUCCGACAGGAUCCAAGAUAGAAAGACGUUUGGCAUUAGGCAGAAUUGCAGGGGAACACGUUGUGUCUUCCAAACUUUCCGUCUGUGUAGAGCAGGGUCGGGCCAUGGGGCGGUAUGAAAAGUCCUAAAGGUCACGGGUUAACUACACGUCCCUCGUCACGACGUGUUUCAGAUAUUAAGGUAUAUCUGCUUAAUCGUAACUUUCAAAGCAUGUUUGUUGCAUAAUUUAUCACUUUUAUAUACGUUUGCGUUUUGAUCAGAACUACGCUUAGAAUUAAUUCUCUAACUGAGCUUAUUUUGUUCGCUUGUAACGGAGAAAACGUCAGGCUUUUAUAAUGAUUUUCAACCAAGGUGUGAUCGUAGUUUGGCCGUUGAGCAAUUACUGUACAAGUGCGACAAACAAUUAAGGUACGUCCUCUACCGGGAACAACAAACAAGGGAGACCACUCUUGUGCUAAGAAAGACUUUUCGUUCUUUCGCUCGUUCAUGAAAGAGGACAGGUUUUAAAAGCGUGUGGUACGUACUUCCAAUUAACACCGAGUCUUCAGCAGGGAUGCUGAAGAGGGUUUGUGCAUACAUUACCUUGUGGAGUGUUUUAGAAGAAUAUUUUUACCUUUGUAUAUAUCCUUAUUUGUGCACAAACCCAUAGAAACCUGCGUAGUGACAAGCCUACAGCUAUUUUUUAUUUCUUCUUUACAGAGACAAGGUUGUGUUUGAGAGUUAUCUUCCCCAUCCCCAGGGGUCGCUCGCCACCCUGCGUGAUAUCAAAGUUAAUGUAAAUAUGUUAGAAAUGGCAAUAUGAGUAUUAUCCUGUUGAACUACUCCUUUAAAGAUUUCGUUUUGAAAUCCCAAAGUUUUACAAAAUGUAAAUAAACGAAACAAAAAUGAAA
This is a messenger RNA of Haliotis rufescens (red abalone), 4340 nucleotides long. Its product is annotated as synaptopodin-2-like. Gene Ontology annotation, molecular function: actin binding. The transcript has 6 exons. The coding region runs from base 248 to 2539 and encodes 763 amino acids. The record is from RefSeq and is a predicted model, not a curated record. Gene Ontology annotation, cellular component: actin cytoskeleton; Z disc; nucleus. Gene Ontology annotation, biological process: positive regulation of actin filament bundle assembly. NCBI's taxonomy places the organism in Eukaryota, Metazoa, Mollusca, Gastropoda, Lepetellida, Haliotidae.